This is a messenger RNA of Arctia plantaginis, 363 nucleotides long. Lineage: Eukaryota; Metazoa; Arthropoda; Insecta; Lepidoptera; Erebidae. The record is from the annotation of a GenBank genome assembly.
AUGAAGGUUUACUGUGUGGUGCUCUUCUUAGUAGCGAUAGUUGCUGCUGAUUUCUACAACUCAAAGUUUGACAAUUUCGACAUUCAGCCGUUGCUGGAGAAUGAUAGAAUACUUUUAAGUUACACCAAAUGCUUCCUCGACCAAGGACCUUGUGCACCUGAUGCCAAAGACUUCAAAAAAGUAAUACCUGAAGCUCUUGAAACUACAUGUGGGAAGUGCAGUCCAAAACAGAAAAAGUUGAUCAAAGAGGUCAUAAAAGCUGUAAGAGAACGCCACCCUGAAGCUUGGGAGCAACUAACCCAAAAAUAUGACAAAGGCCAGAAAUUCAAAGACUCGUUUGACAAGUUUCUUCAAGAAGAAUAA